Scatophagus argus is the source of this 2425-nucleotide messenger RNA. It is a transcript of the gene kcnj15, whose product is annotated as potassium inwardly rectifying channel subfamily J member 15. Gene Ontology annotation, cellular component: plasma membrane. The record is from RefSeq and is a predicted model, not a curated record. NCBI's taxonomy places the organism in Eukaryota, Metazoa, Chordata, Actinopteri, Scatophagidae. The transcript is spliced from 2 exons. Gene Ontology annotation, biological process: potassium ion import across plasma membrane; regulation of monoatomic ion transmembrane transport. Bases 494 to 1516 code for a protein of 340 amino acids. Gene Ontology annotation, molecular function: inward rectifier potassium channel activity.
ACCUUGUGCCUCGUCUUUACUGACGCUCACAGUAAGCACUGACACGAGUACUGACGCCGAGUGUCCCGACAGCAACAAAAUGUCCUUCAGAGAACCACCGGCCGCUCGAAGCUGUAAAUCUGGGAGUGUGUUGAAAGCAACAACAACCAUAAAAGGAGCAAAACAAACUUCAAGUGUUCAGUGCUGCUGUUCCCACCUGAGGACAGGUGCGGGAGGCGGAGGCUUGAAAGCCGGCCCACAUGCAGAUCAGGGUUUAUGGCUCGGCUUUGUCUCUCACUUCUGUUCUCGCCUGAAUACGACUGUGCCAAAGUUCAGCGCUCAGAGCUCGGGACAAUAGGAGAAAGAAGACACUGAACCAGAAGUCCUCCGGCAGCUUCACCUGAUUGUGUGUGAGACGAGUGACUCACCUGAGACGAUUCAACACAGCAGCGCAGCCGGAUUGCCAUACUGAAACCUCAGGCGUCACCGCCGGUUUUACUUGACCCAGAGCGAUAUGGCCACCAAGAAGGCAGGAGUCCAGCGACGGAUUGUGUCCAAGGACGGCCACAACAAUGUGCGCAUUGACAACGUGGAGGGUAUGGUCAAGCUGUACCUGCACGACAUCUGGACCACCGUGGUGGACAUGAAAUGGCGCUACAAGCUCACUCUGUUUGCCUCCACCUUCAUCAUGACUUGGUUCAUCUUUGGGGUCAUCUUUUACUUCAUCGGCAUGGGCAACGGAGACUUCGAGGCUGGUUUGAACUCCAACCACACGCCCUGCGUGAUGAACGUGGGCACGCUCACCGGAGCCUUCCUGUUCUCCCUGGAAUCACAGACCACCAUUGGUUACGGGUUUCGUUAUAUCUCAGAGGAAUGUCCUCUGGCCAUCUUCACCCUGGUGGCUCAGCUCGUCAUCACCGGCCUGGCUGAGAUCUUCGUCACCGGUGCCUUUCUCGCCAAACUGGCUCGGCCCAAGAAGCGAGCCGAGACCAUCAAGUUCAGCCAGUCGGCGGUGGUCUGCCGACGUCAAGGCAAGCUGUGCCUGAUGGUGAGGGUGGCCAACAUGAGGAAGAGCCUUCUGAUCCAGUGCCAGCUGACAGGAAAGCUCCUGCACUCCAACGUGACAGAGGAGGGUGAAAAGACCCAAGUCCACCAGAGCUCUGUGGAUUUCCUCAUGGACUCCAGCAGCGAGUGCCCUUUCCUCAUCCUCCCACUCACCUUCUACCACGUCCUGGACGAGAGCAGCCCACUGGCAGGGCUGAACGCCGAGAACCUGCACACUCGUGAGUUUGAGCUGCUGGUCACCCUCAACGCCACCAUGGAGUCGACGGCAGCCACGUGCCAGAGUCGCACCUCCUACGUCCCUCAGGAGAUCCUCUGGGGCUACGAGUUCAAGCCGGUCCUGUUCAGCACCGCCGGUGGCCGCUAUGUGGCGGAUUUCAACUUUUUCGACAAGGUGCAAGUGAGCAACGACGCAGCCUUCCUCAGUAACAACACAGAGAAGCUGAAACUGGAGGAGGACUACAAGAAAGAGUAGAAGAUUCCAGUCUUUUCUACUGUCUCAUCAAACUGUGACGCGUUCGUGAGGCCUGAGCCGGUUUUUCAUUUCAUAUCAUACAGAAAGUGAUUUGAUCCUGCUUUUCGUGUAACAAUGAAAACAAUUUUCCUGACACAUGACGUGAAAGUGUUCUCUUAGUUUUUCAUUUAGUUAUCAUCAUCAUUUGUUUAAAAAAAUGAUUUUAUAUAUAAUUAUUAAAUAUUAAUUUAGUUAAGUGUAGCUGAAUGCUCUUUAUUGUUGAGGUCAUGAGGGUUGAAAAGCCCAAAUAAAAAGCUGACUCAGUUUGACAAACUGAUAGUUCAGCAUUUGGAGGAAUAGUUUGACUUUGUGGGAAAAUAUGUUCCUUUUGGUGACAUUUGGUGAGAAGAUCUCACGUCUUCAGCAGAGAAACAUGAAUGUGAGCACAUGAGUUUGUUUGUCACAUCUACAGGCGCUGAAGUUUCUGCUCCUGCAAACAAAUGUGACUUUUGUUUGUUGUGUUAUUGACACAUCACAUUAUACUGAUAUGAUCAUACACUGGGUGUGGUGGCACAAAGAGGUACACAGUGUCUGCACAGGCUAAUAAUAUGGAUCAGUUUUCUUUUGUAAAAAAAUAAAAAGUUUCUUUAUUAUGUAAAAAUGAAAAGCAAAUGUUGUGUGGAUUUUUGUGAAAUCAGCAAAGAGAAAAUAAACGUUUCCCAGUGCAUGCUGGGAUUGGCUCCAGUCUGCGAUGACCUCGUUAGGAAUAAAGAAGGAAGAAUAAAGAAGAGAUGAAGACAAAGACAGAAACUGGUCGAGCCGGCAGCUCUGCCGUCUCAGCUUCUGUUGUGGCAACAGUGAAGAGCAGCCAGCAGCUCCAGCAAAACAAGCCAAGCUGACCCUUCACUGAGACACACACACACACACACA